Molecule: messenger RNA, 5175 nt
Organism: Naegleria lovaniensis
Lineage: Eukaryota; Heterolobosea; Eutetramitea; Acrasida; Naegleriidae
Exons: 1
Coding region: 1-5175 (1724 amino acids)
Biological process (GO): protein phosphorylation
Molecular function (GO): ATP binding; protein kinase activity
Source: RefSeq, a predicted model, not a curated record
AUGGUACAUGAUGUCUCUUCCUUUGAUAUAAAUUCUUGGAAUCAUCAACAACACGAACAACGAGAGCAAGAACAACACGAACAACGGAAAAUAUUUAACCAACACAUAGACAACGAAUCAAUUCAGCAGCUUCGAUCAGAAUAUCCAAAGAUCGACGAAACAUUGCGGAAGAACCGAACGACAAAUAUUUAUAAUCAUCAUUUUCAUCAUCAUCAUUUGUAUCAUCCAUCCAUUUCAUCAUCAGACGACUUUUUGAAUAAUAAUAUUCAACAGCGACAUGAACAACAAGGAAAUUCAUGUAUCAUCAGCGUUACCCAACAACAACAACAACAUGAACAACUUGAACCCAACCACUCAUCCAAAUUCUCAUCGGCUAGCUCUUCCUCGUCUAUUUUCCAAAAAUGGAAACUUUCAACUUUGGAUCUCGUAAAGCAAUCUUCUUAUCCAGCUAAUCGCAGUAAUAACAAGAAGAAGAAUUUAUCAAGUACUACAAGCCUGUGUAGAAAACGAUUUUCAGAAUCGUUAUGGAUGUUGACCAUGAGAUUCUUCCUGUUUCUCACACUGCUUUUCAUUUUCUCAAAUCAUUUCAUUGGGACGUUCACAAUGAUGAAACGGUCCAUUUCAACCGCAAGUGAUGAAGAACAAACAAUAUCGAGUGUAUUUUCUUCAACAACAUUUAUUGUAUUAGCUUAUAAUUUCGAAUCGAGAUUUACAAAAGACGCAAUAUCCACAGGAAUAGAGUUGGGCCAAUAUCCUGUCACUUGUCAACCACCACCUUCACCUUACACACUUGAGAUCAUGUCCGCAGGUUUACCUUCAUCCGGUGCGUUGGGAAAUGGAUCUAUUGGAAAUGGGUCAGUUGCUUUUCCAACUUCAACCUUGUUUGUGAGUGAUCCAACGCUUGUUGAAUUUUUCAAAUCUGCUCUUCGUUUUAACAAAGAGAAAUCUGAGAAUGCAAAAACCAACAACAUUGAACCAUAUACCCAAUUUCGAAGAGGUUCUAUGGAUAAAGACGACUCUAAAGAUGAUUCCAAAGACGGCUCCAAAGACGAUUCCAAAGAAAGAUUACCUGGAAAUUAUGCAGUUGUUCGACAAAUAUCAGCUUCCGUGACACAUACCAUUGCUCUUGCUGAAGAUAACAAGACGAUCUAUGUAUUUGGAUUGAAUGAAAAUGGUGGAUUGGGAAUAGCUCCAACAGAAAAUCCAGUACCUGUACUCACCGCUGAUAAUUCUUUUAUUUUCGAUUGGGAAGAUUCGAACACUUUACUCAAUAGGGCAGCAUUUCCAGAAAUGCAGAAACAAAGCAUUCAGAAAACUCCCACCAGCUACAAGUUUAAAUAUCAAAAUAAGGACAUUCCUGUGAAAUCGGUACACUCUGGAAGUGGUUUCAGUAUUGUUCUUUCUGAUAUCGGUCAGCUUUAUAGCUUUGGAAGUAGAAAUAAUAUGGGACAGCUUGGAUGCAAUACGACAAAACCAUCUCAAACUCCAGUGCUGAUAUUUGACUCGGUCGACAAAGUCUCUGUUGAAAAUGAUCACACUGUUUUCAUUUUCAGGAAUCGAUCGAUUGGAUUUUUUGGUUCUAAUUUGAAUAACCAAAUGGGUAUUUCUAGUGUUUCGAAUGAGACCAUGAACAAUAUCAAAUUUUCAUAUUUCACAACACCAAUCCUUGCAAAUUUAGAUUCCAUGCAAAUACCUGGCUAUUUUAAAACAGGAGAUGAUUUUAAAGUGAAAGAGGUAGUCGCUGGAAAAUACAACACUCUCGUCAUUGGAGAGGAACAGGUUGUAAUUUUAGGAGAUAUCAAUAAUUUGGUUACUAACAAGCAGGCUCCAGGUAUGGAGUUAGUCCCAGUUAAAUUUUUCGGCAGAUUUCCAGGAUAUAAUGUCACCUUUGAAGGUUUGGCAUUUAACAAGCUUAAAGUGUUUAACGGAACAUUGGCGACCAUUGAAGAUGUAAAAAUAUGUGACCGAUUUUUGUUACUUGUAGACAAAAAUAAGAGAGUUUGGGUAUUUGGAACAGCAGCUCCCAAACGUGACAUGUUCCUGUUAAUGGAUCUACCUCCUCCCAACUUUUUACUCAAUUUUGGAAUUCCCGACAAGGUCAUCAAAGCAAAAUGCGGUGCAAGACAUGUCGUUGUUCUCACAGAAGAUCAUGAAGCUUACGGCGCUGGAUCUAAUGCCUAUGGUCAACUUGGUAUAUCGCCGAGACUUCGACCUGGAGCAGAAAUUCGAGCACCAAUACUACUUGGUAGAAACAUUACAGAUAUUGAAUGUGGAGAUUUUAACACUUUCCUCACUCGAGACGAUAAUACUGUGAGAGCAUUUGGUCUGAACAAUUUAGGACAAUUAGGAGUCAAGCAAUCGUUGAAACCAUCGACUGUCACUCGUUUCAUGUUCUCUGUUGAAGAAACCACCUCGGUAAAAACAAGUGCUCUUGUGAAGGUUGAUUAUUCUCCUGUUACAAACAUUUCACUUCAGACAGGUCCAUUCCAAACAUUUAUUUACACACCAACGUCGUUUUAUGUUUCAGGUCGUAAUUACAAUUCCAUGUUUGCAGGAGCAGACGAUAUCAUUUAUUCUCCAAUGUUAGUAGCUCAAAAUGCUAAAAUGAUAUGCUCGACCUUCACAAACACAAUUAUUUUACAGCGGGAUACCAAUGAUUUGACAUUACUGGGAGGUGACAGUCCUUACAUGCGAUCGCCUAUCACAGCUCUCACCAACAAGAAAUUCAAGUCCAUUGCAUGUGGCGCUUACCAUGCUCUCAUAAUUGACCAAGAUGGAGUUUUAUAUUCUGUAGGUUUGAAUCAAAAUGGUCAACUUGGAACUGGAAAUGUUGGAUCUGGAACUGUUCAAGCCACUACUGUGUCUUUGAAUGGAGAAAAAGCAGCUGCUAUUUCAUGUGGAGCAAAGCAUUCCAUGGUAUUGAGUGAAACAGGAGCAGCCUAUGUGUUUGGUGACAAUAGUUAUGGUCAGUGUGGUGUCACUACUUCAGGCACACACAACGUGUUAACUCCAACAAAAUUACAAACGUCACAAAGUGUGAAACAAAUUGUUGCUGGUUACUACCACUCGCAUGUAGUGUUGGCAGAUGGAUCGAUUUUAUCCUUUGGAAGAAAUGAUUAUGGACAAUUGGGUAAGCUUGAAGGAACGAGCAGCUCUUUUGUUUUUACUCCAACACGAGUGAUCAUUCCAAGUGACGUUCGAAUUGCUGACAUCAAGGCAGGAGCUUUUCACACCAUCAUGCUCACCACUACCGGAGAAGUUUAUGCCUACGGAAAUAAUGAUUAUGGACAAAUCGGAUCUGCCAAUGAUACCAUUCAAACUUCAAAUACCAUUUCUUUGUCGGAUGAAGGAAAAGCAAUCUUGAUGGUAUCCGCCGGUGGUUUUCACAGUGUCUUCUUGUCAGCUCCAGCAGUUAAGGGUUAUUGUCCUAUUGUCACUUGUAAUGGAGUGGUCAGAACAAGCACUGAUGUUUGUAAUAGAGGAAAUGGUACCUGUACAAUUGAAGGAAUUUGUGCAUGCAACAGUGGUUACUUUGGUUCCAAUUGCCAAUAUGGUUUCUGUUUUGGAAAGAAUGGAACAGAUCCUGCUGUGUGUAAUGGAAGAGGUAUUUGCAUUUAUCAAGACACUUGUGUGUGUAAUGGAAAUUAUACAGGAUCUCAAUGCCAAAACGCAAUCAACUCACUGGAUGACUCAACCAUUCUUGCCAUUGCACUACCUGUGACAAGUGUUGUACUGCUCAUCUUACUUGCUGGAUUAUUUAUUGCAAUUUCCUUGUUCAUUAUUAUGAAGAAGGAUCGAAAGAAGAAAUCAGAGGAACGAGAAACAUCGAGUGGAACAGAAAGUGCCAUUGCAGGCGGUACAGAAAGUGCUCUCGUUGGAACGACACAAAAAGCUGGUGGCGAUUUUGAUUCAAAUUUAAGUUUAUCCAUGGAUAAGGAAAUGAAUUUAUUCCACUCGAACACUCCUGUUAGCAGUAGCAACAAUACGAACAAUACCACUCCAUUCUCUGGCCAGAGUACUUCAUAUAAUAAUUUCAACAACCAUUUUAAUCGCUCCACCAAUAGUAACAAUAUUCGAACCUUUAUGAAUAUUUCACAAGUUUCUACAGCAACCACUCUCACAGAUAAUGGACAAUAUCAGAAUAGCAACAGUAAUGGAGCUUCCAUGUUAAUUGAUCGAUUCACAAAUCUUUCAAAGGUUGGAUCGGGAGCUUUUGGUGUCGUCUUGAAGGGUCAAGAUGUGAAACAAAACAAUCAAUGGAAAGCCAUCAAACUCAUUCGUUUUGGAAGUUUGAACGAAUUGAAUCAAACAUUGCGAGAAGCUACUCAUUUACUUCGAAUGGUUCAUCCAAAUAUUGUUCGUGUGAAUGACGUUUUUAUUGAUCCAGGUCAACAAAUGUUAUGUAUGGAAAUGGACUUUUAUGAAUUGGGUGAUUUGGAAAAGUUUAUUGAAAAUCAAAUGUUACUCGGAAUAUUCACACUGCCAGAAAUAAUCGUGGCUCAACUCAUUUAUCAACUUUGCUCAGCACUUCACUACAUGAAUAUUGAUUUCAACAUGAUUCACCGUGAUGUGAAACCAUCCAAUAUUUUUGUCAAGAAUUACGAUCGACAACGUUCACAUAUUGAAGUUGUUCUUGGAGAUUUUGGUUUAGCAAAGAAAGGUUGGAGAAAUAGUUCAUCCAAUACUUCAUUUAAUGAGCAAUCGACAAGCAUGAGUUCAACUGGAAAUUGUAACAAUCAAGAGGAAUACAUGUUAACAGAGGAAAACACACAGGACUUGCUCUCCAAAGAUGCUCAUACCUUGUUGAGUACACAAUUAGGAUUUGCUGGAACACCUAUUUAUAUGAGUUGGGAAUCACUCGUUCAAGGAAAGUAUUGCUUCCAAUCGGAUGUGUUCUCAGUGGGUGUCACUGCUUAUCAAUGUUUGACAGGAGAUACUGAAACUUGCAUUACUCAACUCUAUCUCAAGGAACAUCAAUACAAACUUCAUCUUAAGGAGACACCAGAAUCAGUCGAACAACUCAUUCGAAAUAAUUUUGCAACGCGAGCUCCUCAAUGCUCACAGGAACUUGUGGAAAUUGUAAUUUCCAUGUUAAAGAAAAAUCCUGAAGAGAGACCUUUGCCCAAUGAAGUGACACAACUCGAAUACUUUAAAGUUUCGAGUAUACGAAAUUAA